This is a messenger RNA of Monascus purpureus, 870 nucleotides long. NCBI's taxonomy places the organism in Eukaryota, Fungi, Ascomycota, Eurotiomycetes, Eurotiales, Aspergillaceae. The record is from the annotation of a GenBank genome assembly.
AUGAAGUAUACUCAACUGGACAAGGCCCUGUCAUCAAUCUGGACCUACCUACCAUUCAAGCUCAACUCUCUAUCCGUAUGGGCACCCAAGCCCGUGAAUCCCGCUCCCAACACGGAGGACGAUGAGAGAAUCUAUCCGGACGAAGCUAUUCCAAACAAGCAUCUAACCCCAUUGCUAGCUCUUCCGCCUCAAGUUCCAACACUAAAUAUAAACCUCAGGACCAGGACUCACGCAAACCAAAGACCCGUUGUGAUUGGUGUGGUCAUUUCCACCCAAUGCCUUGCCUCUACAAGAACCCUGAGAAAGCCUCUGAGCAUUGGCACUGAGCCAAUAAAAAUACUAUUGAAGCUAUUCAUGCUUUACACACUGCUAAAGAAUCUUCCACUGCUUCAUUCUCUGAAGCAGAAACCAAUGAACUGGUACCAUGGACUUCUUCAGCUGCAAAAACAGCCAUUGCUAAAUCAGCCCAAUCUCUCUAAGCUUCAUGCUUUCUUCACGUCCUAUAAAACAUUGAGAAAGGAGGACCUUACUCCAGCAGAUUAUAUUGAAGAUGCUCAAGGGAAGAUUUCCAAACCUCAUGGUAUUGGCACCGUCGUCAUUGAUAUUGGAACCGGAUCCUUGAUCCUUAGGGAUGUACGACAUGUUCCAUCCUUCAAUUCCAACUUAAUCUCCAUGGGAAUGCUUCUCAAACAAGGUUUUCGUAUCGAAUUCCCUUCCAGCUCUCAAGUAGCACAAAUCACAACCUCUUCUGGUGCAGAAUUUGAAGCCAUUUUGAAUACCAACAAUGUAUUCAUCCUAUCAGAUUGCAUUUCUCCCGACGAGAGCUCCUAUGCCUUUGUCACCACCCGGUCUGGCAAAGAGGCCAACUGA